Messenger RNA from Xiphophorus couchianus (Monterrey platyfish), 2064 nucleotides. RefSeq names its product riboflavin kinase-like. Gene Ontology annotation, cellular component: mitochondrion. The record is from RefSeq and is a predicted model, not a curated record. The coding region runs from base 342 to 995 and encodes 217 amino acids. The transcript is spliced from 4 exons. NCBI's taxonomy places the organism in Eukaryota, Metazoa, Chordata, Actinopteri, Cyprinodontiformes, Poeciliidae. Gene Ontology annotation, biological process: FMN biosynthetic process; riboflavin biosynthetic process. Gene Ontology annotation, molecular function: riboflavin kinase activity.
ACGCAAACCGUAAGUGACGCAGAGGGUUCAAAACACGUUAUAAACGUAACCGGCUUUUUCUGAGCUUCAUCUUCACCACACCAAGUUGCAGCCGUCCAGAAAGAACUACUGUCAUCCCCCGGGUUGCUAUAGAAACAGUUGUCUUUAAUUUGUCCAUGGUUUCACUCUCUUCAGGAUCUGUUAGUGGCUGAUGAAGGUAGUUAGCACCGCUAGCAUAGCUGGUGAACUUUCAUCAUCAUCUCUGCUCAGUGACUGAGGUUCAACUUUAACCAGCUUGCGGGAGGCACCUCGGUAGGAAAAGCUGACUCAGACUCGGGCGCUGGAGCUUAACUUCAAAAUAAAUGUACAUAAAUAUAUUGUUUUCUCAUAGCAGUGUGCUAGCCGUUAAAACCGUUCCAGUUGGAACAGCCAGGCUCACUUCCUUGUGCCGUGUUCGAGGUCAUUCUGUAGCCCCAUCUAAAGCAGCUGUUUCCGGGAUACAAAACAUGAAGAGCCUCCCGUACUUCUGCCGAGGAGAGGUCGUUCAAGGAUUUGGAAGAGGAAGCAAAGAACUCGGAAUUCCCACGGCCAACUUCCCGGAUUCGGUGGUGGACAAUCUUCCAGCAGACAUCAGCACAGGAAUCUAUUAUGGCUGGGCAUGUAUCGGGAAUGGUGACGUUCACAAAAUGGUGAUGAGCAUCGGCUGGAACCCGUAUUACAAAAACACAAAGAAGUCCAUGGAGACGCACAUCAUUCACAAAUUCAAAGAAGACUUUUAUGGACAGACUCUGAGUGUCGUUCUGGUGAGCUACAUCCGCUCAGAGAAGAGCUUUCCCUCACUCGAGGAUCUCAUAGCGGCCAUCAACAGUGACAUCGAGGAGGCCAAGGUUCAGCUGGAGCUCCCGGAGCACAGCCAACUGAAAGAAGACAACUUCUUCACCAGCACGACCAACUCGUCUCCGGUCUCUUCCUCGUCCGCUGCAUCCACGUCUCAGAGCAUCAUCAAUGGUCACUGAUGGCUGGCAGAGAGGGCAGCGCUUUGUGCCCUGAGUACGUUUCUGUUUACAUGUACAGCCUUAUUAUAAAAUCUGUCAGUUGUCACAUAAACAGUCAACCUCUGUGUCUUUUCACGUGGUUCUGUGUUAAAACGCUAUUUUUCUGGCAUCAGUUGUUAAACUGCACACAGCCUGAACUGUAUAUAUUCUUGCAAUAUUAUCUGGACCUUCUGUAUAUUUUGAAUCUUUUAGUAGAGAGGACAAAUAAAAGUCACUGAUCAGAUGUUUUUUUUUUUUUAAAUUAAAUGAACCAUAAACGUAAAAAAAAGAUAACUCAUUAUCUUCAUAUACCUAAGUCAGCAUUGCAGCAUCAUUGUCCAUAAAAGAUAAUAUUGCGUAGUUCAUCACCAUCAAAACUAUAAUUAAGUUGCAACUUAUGUAACCUUCAUGAUGAGUUUUACUAUUUCAUGCUGCCAACACCGUCUGCUGCAGUGUUUCUGUUGGAGAAACACUGCAGAAAACUGUUUCUAUCUGUCUGAAAUCCUACAUUUAACCAGAUUUGGUCGAAGCAGAAUACACAAAGACGUUUUAAGAAGUUAUACCACAUACCACUGCAGGAUUUGAAUUUGUUGAUGCUUGAUAUCAAGGUCUUGGUUUUAUCAGCCAAGGUGAUGAACGAUUUGGGGAAAAACACUAAGCUUGAAUGACUAAGCAUUUUUUUCCCCCUUUUUAUUAGUUAUAGUCAAGCAUUUUUGAAUGAUUAGACUAAAAAAUGUUAUGUAUUUAAUGUGUAUAUACAGCAAAAGCCUUACAAGUUUAUGAACAUGAUUUAUUUUUAUAUAAUCGUAUGUGAAAGUUGGAAACAGACAAACUAUUGCCCUUUAAAAAAUAUUCAGUUUUUGUGAAUGUGUUAAAAGCCCUUGAAGGAGUAUUUUCUUUUUACUGUUUUUUUUAAAUUUGAGAUAACAGGAAACUGUGGAUGUGAAGUUUUUACAUUCUCUGUAAAGCCUGUUGUAAUUGCUGGAAACCUGCAUCUGUAAUUUUGUAGGUCUAUUUAAUUCAUUAAAGCCUUUCUGAGGCCUGAAAUUAU